AUGAAGGCCUUCGCAGCUUCUUCUCUCGCGGCCGCGCUUUAUGCGGCGACGGCCACCGCUGAUGCCAUCCAGGCUUGCCCCAAUACCGAUGUCUGUUUCCGCGUUGCCGUCCCUACGGCUUCUUCUAGCUCCGGCAGCGGCAACAUAUACUUUCAAAUGUCUGCCCCGACCAGCUACCAAUGGAUUUCCCUCGGCACGGGUUCGUCGAUGUCGAAUGCCAACAUGUUCCUAAUGUAUACCGAUGGAAAAGGCAAUGUUACCAUUAGCCCUCGCACUACGCGUGGCCACAACAUGCCCACUCUUUCUUCGAGCACCACCCUUGAGCUCCUUGGCGGCUCUGGUAUCGAGAACGGCAAAAUGGUCGCCAACGUGCGCUGCACCAACUGCGCAUCUUGGAGCAGUGGCUCCAUGGCCUUGAACUCGGCCUCCAGCUCGUGGAUCGCAGCCUGGAAGUCGGGCAGCGCUAUCAACUCUGCCAGCGCUAGUCAGAGCAUCCAGCAGCACGAUGAGCACAGCAACUUCAACCUCGACUUGACGCAGGCAACGGUUCAGACCGACAGCAACCCCUUUGUGACUGAUUCUGGAAACAGUGGCAGCGGCGGCGGCGGCGGUAAUGGCAGCGGCAGCGGCAACGGCAACGGCAGCGGCAGCGGCAGCGGCAGCGGCAGUGGUAGUGGCAGCGGCAGUGGCAGUGGCAGUGGCGGCACCACCAGCGGCGGCAGUGGUGUUGUAUUUAACGGAGGAGGCGGUGUUUCCAAGGUCCUCCUCGCCCACGGCAUCGUAAUGUCGAUCGUCUUCGUUCUCUUGUACCCCAUCGGAGCCAUUCUCAUGCCCCUGGUGGGCAAGUGGAUGGCCCAUGCUGCCUGGCAGUCGGUUGCCUUCUUGCUCAUGUGGGCCGGCUUCGGCACUGGCUACGCUUAUGCGCGCGACAACGGUUAUCUCUUUGCGCAAACCCAUACCCUCUUGGGUACUGUUGUUGUUGCGCUGUUGGCCGUGCAGCCAUUCCUCGGAUACGCUCACCACGCCUACUACAAGAAGUUCCAGUCCCGCGGCGCCGUCAGCCAUGUCCAUAUCUGGUUCGGCAGGAUUGUGAUGAUUCUCGGCAUUAUCAACGGCGGUCUGGGCCUCGAGCUUGCUAGCUCAUCUCGGGCCUAUGUCAUUGCGUACUCCGUGGUUGCUGCUAUUCUCGGAGUCGCGUGGAUUGCGUCCGCCGUUUGGGGCGAGAUGCGCAAGUCCAAGCGCACCGUCAAGCGCGAGCAGAGCCACGACUCUCCGUAUUCCCAGCAACGCAUCCCUUACCGCCAAAAGAAAUAA
Colletotrichum orchidophilum is the source of this 1314-nucleotide messenger RNA. RefSeq lists its product as uncharacterized. The record is from RefSeq and is a predicted model, not a curated record. Lineage: Eukaryota; Fungi; Ascomycota; Sordariomycetes; Glomerellales; Glomerellaceae. The transcript is spliced from 3 exons. Bases 1 to 1314 code for a protein of 437 amino acids.